Molecule: messenger RNA, 1420 nt
Organism: Momordica charantia (bitter melon)
Lineage: Eukaryota; Viridiplantae; Streptophyta; Magnoliopsida; Cucurbitales; Cucurbitaceae
Gene: AP4.3A
Product: protein kinase family protein
Biological process (GO): protein phosphorylation
Molecular function (GO): ATP binding; protein kinase activity
Source: RefSeq, a predicted model, not a curated record
GAAUUUGCCGGCUCUUCCUUCGUUUCAGUCUCAUCCUCAGUACAUUUCUCUCUCCUCUAAUGGCAGCACCACCAGAAGCACUAGCAGCAGCAGAACCACAGCGACGAGAUCAGACACAACAAUCACAGUCAGCUCCUCAGAUUUCGUCACAGCCAAUGGAGAAACCAUAUAUAUGAGUGCUGAAAAUGGAAGCAAUUACACCAACUCUUCUGAUAGGUUUCUUGACAGGUCAAAAACCUUCCAAAUGAUUGAAACCCCAAGAGAAAUAUCCUUCAAGGAGAUCGUUUCAGCCACCAAUAACUUCUCUGACUCGCAGCGUGUGGCGGAGCUCGACUUCGGAACCGCCUACCAUGGCUUCCUGGACAGUAGCCACCAUGUCCUGGUGAAGCGACUGGGAAUGAAGACUUGUCCUGCACUGAGGGAGAGAUUCUCUAAUGAACUCCAAAACUUGGGGCGGCUCCGCCAUAGAAACUUGAUUCAACUUCGUGGGUGGUGCACAGAGCAGGGGGAGAUGCUUGUGGUGUAUGAAUAUUCAGCAGAUCGUCUCUUGAGCCACCUUCUUUUCCACCAUGACAAUAAAGGCUUGCAAUGGUGUCAUAGAUACAACAUYAUCAAAUCUCUGGCUUCUGCCAUUCUUUAUCUCCAUGACGAGUGGGACGAACAAGUCAUCCAUAGAAACAUCACUUCAUCAGCUGUCAUUCUUGAUCUUGAUCUCAACCCAAGGUUGAGUUCUUUUGCCCUCGCAGAAUUCCUAACCAGAAACGAGCACGGCAAUCAUCAUGUAACCAUAGAUAAAAGCAAAUCAGUUCGUGGGAUUUUCGGAUACAUGUCACCGGAGUAUUUAGACUCCGGGGAUGCGGUGGCCACGGCUGACAUAUACAGCUUUGGCGUGGUGGUGCUCGAGGUGAUUACAGGACAAAUGGCUGUUGAUUUUCGACGGCCAGAGGUAUUGCUGGUGAGGAAGGUCCAUGAAUUCCACGCCCGUAAAAGACCACUGGAAGAACUUGCUGACAUAAGGCUGAAUGGAGAAUACAACCACAGAGAACUCAUGAGACUGUUGAGAUUAGGAAUCGCAUGUACUCACUCAAAUCCAGAUUUAAGACCAAGAAUGAGGCAGAUAGUUAAGAUACUAGAUGGAAAUGACCAAUGCUUCACUAAAGAAGAAAAAAUAGAGAGCCUAGAAGGUUGGAAACAGAGAAAUGCAACUUCUUUGUCACUGGUUAAGAGGAUCCAAGCUCUGGGAAUACAGUGAAAAACCAAAGUAAUUCCAACAAAAUUAAGGCACAAGAUGAGAUGUAUUCCAUUUUUUUUUUUCCGCUAAGACUCUCUCGGCUUCUUUUUCUUCUCUCUCUUUCCCCUUUGAUAGAUCUAUGCAUAGUUUUUGUUAAUAGUGUAAUAUAACGGAGAAGUUUGGCUUUCA